This is a messenger RNA of Pieris rapae (cabbage white), 2147 nucleotides long. Its product is annotated as C-type lectin domain family 4 member F. The transcript is spliced from 6 exons. NCBI's taxonomy places the organism in Eukaryota, Metazoa, Arthropoda, Insecta, Lepidoptera, Pieridae. Gene Ontology annotation, biological process: biological process involved in interspecies interaction between organisms. The coding region runs from base 186 to 1121 and encodes 311 amino acids. Gene Ontology annotation, molecular function: carbohydrate binding. The record is from RefSeq and is a predicted model, not a curated record. Gene Ontology annotation, cellular component: external side of plasma membrane.
UUCAGUACGAACGCAUUUCAAAGUACGCGACGCACGUCCGAAACUGGCGCCACCGAAAAUGAUAUCGCGCUUCUAAAUUUGAAUUUUAAAUUCGCAACCCUGAAUUCGAUUUGUUACGAACAAUUUUAAAUUACAUUACUAUUAUAUUAUUUUUUUAGUUACAUACUAAUAAAUAAUCGUGAAAAAUGUCGCUUUUCCACAACGUUCCUAGUGUUUUCCUAAUUUCGCUUGUUUUACUCGCAAGUGCACAGAAAUCGUCAAAUAAUCUCCGUGACGUCGAUAUCCAGGAAUUGGCGAGGCAGAACAAAAUCACACAGCAGAUCCUAGAAGCAUUCAUACAGAAGAAGCUUGGGCUCGCGAGCAAUAACUACAGAGCACCUUCGAUAUUCGACAUCCUCCCGGGAAAGAAGCCGGAAGAACGAACAAUACGACAAUCAACGAACGAUAGAGUGAGACAUUCCGAGAACGACACAUGGGUAGAAAGUGAUGAUUUGAAUGAACAUAAUGAAGACGAUCCAGUGAUUGAAGAGGGACCUGAAUUUGUCGACAUUGAUGCGUUGCAAAGCGUAGAGAGUGAGCAAAUAGACUCAAUAUAUUCUGAAGGUAGGAGUAAAAAGUAUUCCAGCCAUUCGCUUGAUGCCGAUUUGGAGCCAAGCUAUCAUUGCUCGAGUUGUAUUGAGGAGGAUCUUGGAGUGACGCGAUGGACGAUGCCGCUAUUGAAGAGUGGAGAGAAAAGAUAUUAUCUGGGAAUAUUCUUUAAGGCGAACUGGUUCAAAGCGCAACAAUACUGCAGAUUCCACGGCAUGCAUCUUGCGUCAAUUUCUUCGCAGGAAGAGAACGACAGGCUGGAAAAAUAUGUUAGGGAAUCAGGUUACGGCCGAGAGCACUUUUGGACAUCUGGCACUGAUCUGGCCGAAGAGGGCAACUUCUUCUGGAUGGCCAACGGAAGACCUCUCACAUUCGUCAACUGGAACGCCGGUGAACCAAACAACUUCCGCUACGAGAACGGCGAAGAAGAGAACUGCCUUGAACUCUGGAACAGAGACGACAAAGGUCUUAAGUGGAAUGACUCUCCAUGCUCGUUUGAGACCUUUUUCAUUUGUGAAGUACGAUCUGAUUGAUUUAAUGGUGCUUGACACGAUAUAAGUAGUUUAAUUUAUUAUUGUUUUAGAUAAUGAUAGUAAUUGAAAUUUUCUGAAUUUAAUUUUUAAUUUUCCCUUUAUUUAUCACUCAUUAUUAAAUUAGACAUUUCCAGGAAAUAAAUUAUCCUCCACACGGCUAACACAAAGAAAACUUUAAAUAUUUUUACGCAAAAAAAGUUAAAUAACCGAUUUAAAAAACGAAUAUAAAAUCGAACGACAUCUUGGGUUCCAAUUUCAUUUUACGCCCAUUCAAAAUGAUUAAUCAAUACUUCAGGGUCUGCGAUGUUUUAUUCUAUUUUAAGUAUAAGAGAAGUAUCUGCUCCAAUUUAUUAUAUAUAUUUAUAUCGUGUCUCGCUAUUAUAAUUCAUUUUGUUGUGAUAUAAGAGUAGUGUGCUAGAUUUUACAUUUGAAAAGAUUUAACGGUCAGUACGCUUCAACAAUUUGUCUCUAAACAAAUUGUUCUGGUCUAGCUAGUUAUUUAUUUAAAAGUGUACUGCUAAUACGUCUUAAUAAAAUACAGUAUAAUAUUUCGGUGAAUUAAUAAAUAAAACUUUUUGACAAUCUGUCUAUAUAUUGACUCGUCAAUUUCAUAAGUACCUAGAUAUAAAAAUUAUAAUUAUCUGUAGUAGGGACAAUAUUAUUUUAGAAUAUUGUCAAAGUAUUCGGGGAAUGUACACUUUCUUUUGUUUUUAAAUUUUAGGCUAAAUUCUUUCCUGCAGACAUGAAGUGUUUUAUCAAAAAAGUAUUUAUAACGUUGACAAAACUUUUCUAUUGUCUAUUGACGAGUUUCUUUUCAGUACGUAUAAACAGUAUUAGCAGUACUAUAUGUGUAUCUAUUAUUAAAAUGUGGAAUUCAAAAAAAAUAGUUAAGUAGUAACGAUCACUGCCAUGAUCCAGUUACCAGAGCAUCAGUGCUCGACGGACGUACGUCCAUAGUCAAACUAGUGUUAGUACAUGUUACCUUAUGUAAAAAUAGGUAUAAGUUUAAUAAAAAUCGAAUUUUUA